Messenger RNA from Zalophus californianus (California sea lion), 1747 nucleotides. It is a transcript of the gene SLC49A3, whose product is annotated as solute carrier family 49 member 3. The record is from RefSeq and is a predicted model, not a curated record. Lineage: Eukaryota; Metazoa; Chordata; Mammalia; Carnivora; Otariidae. Gene Ontology annotation, molecular function: transmembrane transporter activity. Gene Ontology annotation, biological process: transmembrane transport. Bases 28 to 1314 code for a protein of 428 amino acids. The transcript has 10 exons. Gene Ontology annotation, cellular component: membrane.
UGAACUCAGCGGCGGGAGCGGCGGGCGAUGGCCAGAGCGGAGGAGGACCGGCCCGGGGCCGACGCGACCUCCGCCCUGGGCGCGCUGCUGGGCUACCGCGCCUACGCGCGCCGCUGGGUCUUCUUGCUGGUGCUCAGCCUGCUCAACUUCUCCAACGCCACGCUGUGGCUCAGCUUCGCGCCCGUGGCCGACACGAUUGCCCACCACUUCUUGCUCUCCACCAAGCAGAUCAACUGGCUUUCGCUAAUCUACCUUGUGGCGUCCAUCCCGUCUGGUGUGGUGGCCAUCUGGGUUCUGGACUCUGUUGGGCUCCGCUGGGCAACCAUCGUGUGCGCAUGGCUGAACUUUGCUGGGAGUGUGUUCAGAACCCUGGCCUUCCUGUUCAUCGAGAUCCAGGACCCAUUUCCCUUCCUCAUGGGUGGGCAGAGCCUCUGUGCCCUGGCACAGACCCUGGUCAUCUUCUCUCCAGCCAAGCUGGCUGCCUUGUGGUUCCCAGAGCACCAGCGAGCCACGGCCAACAUGAUCGGCACCAUGUCAAACCCCUUGGGCAUCCUGGUGGCCAACCUGCUAUCACCUGCCCUGGUGAAGAAGGAGGAGGGUAUCCCCAUGAUGCUGGGCAUCUAUAUCAUCCCUGCUGGCCUCGCCUGUCUCCUGGCCAUCACCUGCCUCUGGGAGAGUGUACCUCCCAGCCCACCCUCUGCAGGGGCCGCCCACUCCACCUCAGAGAAGUUCCUGGACGGGCUGAAGCUGCUCUUGCGGAACAGAGCCUAUAUCAUCCUCGCCGUGUGUUUCGGGGGCGGCAUCGGCAUCUUCUCCAGCUUCUCGGUCCUCCUGGAGCAGGUCCUUUGUGUGAAGGGCUACUCCAACGAAUUUGCAGGCCUUUGCGGGGCUCUCUUCAUUGGGUUUGGAGUCCUGGGGGCACUGGUUCUCAGCCUGUAUGUGGACCGGACGAAACACUUCAUUGAAGCUGUCAAGAUUGGCUUCUGUCUGACCUCCAUGGUCUGCGUGGCCUUUGCCCUGGUGUCUCAGCUGCAGGGACAGACCUUCGCACUGGCCACCCUCUGCUCACUGCUGGGGUUCUUUGGCUUCUCGGUGGCGCCCAUUGCCAUGGAGCUCGCCGUUGAGUGCUCCUUCCCUGUGGGGGAGGGUGCAGCGGCAGGCCUGGUCAUCGUGCUGGGGCAGGCCGAGGGUGUGCUCGUAAUGGUCCUGCUGACUGGCCUGACCACACGUCGUGCAGAGCCGUCCAUCUCCACCUGCCAGGAUGGCCAGGGCCCACUCGACUGGAUGGGCUCACUAUGGUGGGAGCAGCCCUGAGACCCUGGUGAAAGCCCAACGUUUAAACAUGUGAGUCGUUUUAAAAUGAGAUCAGGGAAGGAGACAGAGAGGCCGAGAGACCCGGGGGUGAAGAUGACCACAUCUGCAGACUCCGUACUGGUGACCUUGGAGCUCACCACACCUGAACAGCCCUCAGGGCCUGUUUCCAGGGCACUCUCUGGUCAUGGCUAGUGGGGUCAGUUGGGGCUCUGCCAGCUCUGUGGCUACUCUGGGUCAGGGGUGGGGAGCUCUGGCUGCUUGGGCAAGCCUCAGAACAGAGCUGGGCUGUGUCUCCUCAGUGUCCAUGCUGCUGAUGGCUGGCCUGUGCACCCUCUUCAGCUGCUUCCUGGUGUUCUUCUUCCAUACCCAGUACCGGCGCCGACAGGCUGAGGCCAAUGAGAGCCACUCCAUCCAGGAGGACACGUCCCCAGAG